AUGGCUACCUGUGGGAGUCUCCAACACAUCUUUGAGGAGAAGAAGAAACCCAUAAUUCCUGAAACCCCCAUUUUCCUUGACUCACUAUCCUCUUCCUCAUGGAACCAGAACAACAUCAACAACUCCUCCCCCAUUGAUAAUCACUCUUUCACUGAGAUCUUCGGAGAGCUUCAUUUCAAGGAAGACUCCUCCUCCUCAUCACCAUCAUCAUUAUUUGCAUGUCUGCAAACCGAUAAGGCAAAGGAAAUGUUUGGCAGUCAAUCAGACUAUAAUAAUAACUUCCCACCAAAACAGUUUAUCAUGAGUAGUUCUGAGAGUUUACAGCUAUGCACAGAGGGACUGGGAUUCGAGAGUUCUGAUGAUGUUGAAGAGAUGAAAAGUGAUAUUGAUUUGUGGACAAACCAGGAGGAGAAAGGAAAAGAGACCCAUUCAAGUUCAAGUUCAACGCAGCAAGGAAAGGUAUGCAUGAGAGAAUACAGGAGGAGGUCGAGAUUAGUGGGUACUGGUGAAGGCUUUCCUCCUCCAAUUACUUCAAUUGGAAAAAGUGGAAAACCAGGAGUUUGUUUCAGAUCAUUCAGAUCUGACGGGAGGUUUGUCUUGAAGGAGAUCAGAAUUCCAACACAAGAGUUCCUUCAUGCCCGACGCGAAGAUGGGCGUCUCAGGCUCCAGAUUAUUCAAUCAGAGGAUGAUCAUGAAGGAGACAUGGAAGAGGAAGAAGAUCAUCAUGAAGAGGAAAUAGAUGAAGAAGAUGAUGAAAUUGAGAAUAACAUUAAUGAUGAAGAGAAGAAAGUAGAUUUUUUCUAA
Molecule: messenger RNA, 804 nt
Organism: Impatiens glandulifera
Lineage: Eukaryota; Viridiplantae; Streptophyta; Magnoliopsida; Ericales; Balsaminaceae
Product: protein FAF-like, chloroplastic
Exons: 1
Coding region: 1-804 (267 amino acids)
Source: RefSeq, a predicted model, not a curated record